Molecule: messenger RNA, 2343 nt
Organism: Daucus carota subsp. sativus
Lineage: Eukaryota; Viridiplantae; Streptophyta; Magnoliopsida; Apiales; Apiaceae
Product: serine/threonine-protein kinase Nek6-like
Exons: 15
Coding region: 252-2210 (652 amino acids)
Biological process (GO): protein phosphorylation; microtubule-based process
Cellular component (GO): cortical microtubule
Molecular function (GO): protein serine/threonine kinase activity; ATP binding
Source: RefSeq, a predicted model, not a curated record
UUUGCUUUUUGCUUUUAGAGUUUUUACUCAUUCUUCUUCUCCUCAUUUAGUUGUAUUUUUUUCAAUUUAUUAAUAUGGGGUUUGGUUAAAUUUGCCCAAACUUUCCCCCCAUUAUUUUCACCAUUAUCUUAACAGUUAUAUUCAACCCAAGAAUCAAUCUUUUUAAGUGGUGGCAUCUCUUCCAACAUUUCUGCUGUUCACACCCAGUUUUCUGUCUUUUAAUCUUGUUGUCUUGCAGGUUGCAUCUUUAAAUGGAAGCUGAGAAUGGUGAUGCUGUUAAGUCCAAGAUGGAAGAUUAUCAAGUAAUUGAGCAGAUUGGAAGAGGAGCUUUUGGAGCUGCUUAUCUUGUGCUCCAUAAAUUGGAAAAGAAGAAGUAUGUUUUGAAGAAGAUUCGUGUUGCUAAACAAUCAGAGAAAUUCAAGGAAACGGCACACCAGGAGAUGGAUUUAAUAUCAAGAUUAAACCACCCUUACGUUGUGGAGUACAAAGAUGCUUGGGUGGAAAAGGAAUCCAGUGUAUGCAUCGUAACUGGAUAUUGUGAUGGAGGAGACAUGGCCGAGAUUGUUAGAAAGGCUAGAGGAGCAUAUUUCCCAGAGGAGAAACUCUGCAAAUGGCUCACUCAGGUGUUAUUAGCAUUGGACUAUUUACAUUCAAAUCGAGUUCUUCACAGAGAUCUAAAGUGUUCCAACAUAUUCCUCACCAAGGAUGGUGACAUUCGUCUUGGUGACUUUGGACUAGCAAAAUUGCUUCAAUCAGAAGAACUUGCUUCUUCGGUUGUUGGCACUCCUAAUUAUAUGUGUCCUGAGCUCCUUGCGGAUAUUCCUUAUGGAUACAAAUCUGAUAUCUGGUCACUUGGUUGCUGUAUGUUUGAGAUGGCUGCACAUCAACCUCCAUUUAGAGCUCCGGAUAUGUCCGGACUUAUUAACAAGAUCAAUCGAUCCUCUUUCUCACCACUGCCCAUUGUAUAUUCCUCGACAUUGAAACAGAUUAUCAAGAGCAUGCUAAGGAAGAGUCCGGAACACAGACCAACGGCUGCUGAACUUCUACGCCAUCCCCAUUUGCAACCAUACCUCCUACGGUGUCGCAACCCAUCUUCUGUCUUUCUACCAGUUAAGUCUCCUAACAGAAUAAAGGAGAAAGUGAUGAAAAAAUCACCAGCUAAAAAACCUAGCUGCAGCAAAGAAAUCAUUGAGAGAGACGUAAGAGUAUUGAAUGAUAUGAAACCACUUCCGCUAUUUGAGGAAAAUAACGAUAUGCAGUUGGGAAAUUCAGCUAACAGCGACAAUCUAGAGACAAAACGUGUUGAUCCGACAAGCUAUUCUGCAAAGGUUUCUGUCAACAGUGAAGAUUCGAGGAGUGUAGAAACAAGUUUUGGGACAACUGGUUGCACCGGAGAUGAACAGGAAAGUUCACAGUCUCUGACACCAAAGGCAAGUACCGAGGCUCAGAAUUCUAAAGCUAGUACAUCAUCACAGCAUGAAGAGCAAAAAGAAUAUACCAAUGGAAAUAAUCAACAAUAUCAGGAAAGUGGUUCAGAGAGAGAAAGAACAACAGAGAUUGAAAAACAAAAAGAACAUACCAAUGGAAAAAAUCAACACCAUCAGGAAAGUGGUUCAGAGAGCGAAAUAACAGCAGAGAUUGAAGCAUUACUUGAUAAGCAUCUGGAAAUGGACCCUAAGAGGGAGAGUUUAAUCUCAAACCACAGUAGGAUGACAAUGUCUAGUACAGGGUACACUGAUAAGGGCGUUUCAAUUGAUGAAGAGAAUUCAACACACGUUUUUGAAGCUGACGUAGAAGAAAGAUGCUAUGUGGAGAAUUCAGUGGAAGUUAACUUAUCAUCUGAGAGUAAUAGGAGUAAUAAUGGAGUGGAAGCAAAAUCAGAUGACAGUAGUAACUUGGGUGAACGGCAGAAAGCUGACAUUGAAAUUAUUCAAGAGCAGGUACCGCCAAGCGAUACAUCAUUGCAGAGUACAGUGUCUGCAGUUGGUGGUGAUGAUAGCAAAACUGAAUGGACAAAUCCUACGCAACAAAGAGUGGAUGCACUAGAGUCUCUGCUGGAACUAUGUGCGCGGUUACUAAAACAGAACAAACUGGACGAGCUCGCAGGUGUACUAAAACCAUUUGGGGAGGAAGCGGUGUCAUCAAGAGAAACAGCAAUCUGGUUAACAAAAAGUCUAAUGACUGCACAGAAAAUCAACAAGGAAGCCUAAAAAGUAAAAACUGACUUGAAGAACUGUAGUAGCUACAUAAUUUGUCUGUGUUGAUUGUAUAUUUUGGUGUUUUUUGGCAUGAUUGUUAAACUUUUAUAGAUUGAAAAUUAAAGGUUUGGGUUUGAGGCUUUGA